This is a messenger RNA of Hemiscyllium ocellatum (epaulette shark), 7362 nucleotides long. RefSeq lists its product as uncharacterized. The transcript has 2 exons. The record is from RefSeq and is a predicted model, not a curated record. The coding region runs from base 1 to 7362 and encodes 2453 amino acids. NCBI's taxonomy places the organism in Eukaryota, Metazoa, Chordata, Chondrichthyes, Orectolobiformes, Hemiscylliidae.
AUGACCAUCCACAUCAAUACAACUGCUCCUGAAACCAUUUCUACCCACACCAGUACAACUGCUCCUGAAACCAUUUCUACCCACACCAAUACAACUGCUCCUGAAACCAUGUCCACCCACACCAAUACAACUGCUCCUGAAACCAUGUCCACCCAAACCAAUACAACUGUUCCUGAAACCAUGUCCAUCUUCACCAAUACAACUGCUCCUGAAACCAUGUCCAUCCACAAAAAUACAACUGUUCCUGAAACGAUGUCCAUCCACACCAAUACAACUGCUCCUGAAACCAUUUCUACCCACACCAAUACAACUGCUCCUGAAGCCAUGACCAUCCACACCAAUACAACUGCUCCUGAAACCAUUUCUACCCACACCAAUACAACUGCUCCUGAAACCAUGUCCACCCACACCAAUACAACUACUCCUGAAACUAUGCCCACACAUACCAAUACAACUGUUCCUGAAUACAGGCUCACACACACCAAUCUAACUGCUCCUGAAACCAUGUCCACCCACACCAAAGCAAUUGUUACUGAAACCAUGUUUACCCAGACUAAUGCAACAGCUUUUGACGCCAUGUCCACCAACACGGACGCAACUACUCCUGAAACCAUGUUCAUCCUGACUGGAACAACAGCUCCUGAAAGCAUGUCAGCCGACACUGAUAAAAUGGCUCCUGAAAUCAGGUCCACCCACACCAGUACAACAGCUCCUGAAGCCAUGUCCACCCACACCAAUACAACUGUUCCUGAGACCAUGUCCAUCCACACCAAUAGAUCUGCUCCUGAAACCAUAUUCACCCAGACUAAUACAACAGUUUCUGAAUUCAAGUCCACAUACACCAAUCAAACUGCUCCUAAAACCAUGUCCACCAAGAACAUUAUAACUAUGUCGACCCACAUAAAUUCAACAGCUCCUGAAAACAGAUCCAUCCCCACCAAUAAAAUUAUUCCUGAAGCCAUGACCAUCCACACCAAUACAACUGCUCUUGAAACCAUUUCCACCCACACCAAUACAACUGCUCCUGAAACCAUGUCCACCCACACCAAUACAACUGCUCCUGAAACUAUGCCCACCCAUACCAACACAACUGUUCCUGAAUUCAGGUUCACACACACCAAUCUAACUGCUCCUGAAACCAUGUCCACCCACACCAAAGCAAUUGUUCCUGAAACCAUGUUUACCCAGACUAAUGCAACAGCUUUUGACGCCAUGUCCACCAACACGGAUGCAACUACUCCUGAAACCAUGUUCAUCCUGACUGGAACAACAGCUCCUGAAAGCAUGUCAGCCAACACUGAUAAAAUGACUCCUGAAAUCAGGUCCACCCACACCAAUACAAGUGUUCCUGAGACCAUGUCUGCCCACAUCAAUGCAACUGCUCCUGAAACCAUGUCCACCCACACCAAAGCAAUUGUUCCUGAAACCAUGUUUACCCAGACUAAUGCAACAGCUUUUGACGCCAUGUCCACCAACACGGAUGCAACUACUCCUGAAACCAUGUUCAUCCUGACUGGAACAACAGCUCCUGAAAGCAUAUCAGCCAACACUGAUAAAAUGGCUCCUGAAAUCAGGUCCACCCACACCAAUACAACAGCUCCAGAAGCCAUGUCCACCCACAUCAAUGCAACUACUCCUGAAAAGAUGUCCACUAAUGCUGACAUAAUGACUCCUGAAACCAUGUCCACCCACACCAAUACAACUGCUCCUGAAACCAUGUCCACCCACACCAAUACAACUGUUCCUGAAACCAUGUCCACCUACACCAAUACAACUGCUCCUGAAACCAUGUCCAUCCACACCAAUACAACUGCCCCUGAAACUAUGUCCAUCCACACCAAUACAACUUCUCCUGAAACGAUAUCCAUCCACACCAAUACAACCGCUCCUGAAACUCUAUCCCCCUACACCAAUUCGACUGUUCCGAAAACCAUGUCCAUCCACACCAAUACGACUAUUUCUGAAACCAUGUCAGCCCACACCAAGACAACUGCUCCUCAGAUCAUGUCCAUCCACACCAAUAGAACUGCUCCUGAAACCAUAUUCACCCAGACCAAUACAACAGUUUCUGAAUUCAAGUCCACAUACGUUAAUCAAACUGCUCCUGAAACCAUAUCCACCCAGAACAUUAUAACUGUAUCAGUUCGCAGAGAUUCAACAGUUCCUGAAAUCAGACCUAUCCCCACCAAUAAAAUUAUUCCUGAAGCCAUGACCAUCCACACCAAUACAACUGCUCCUGAAACCAUGUCCAUCCACACCAAUACAACUGCUCCUGAAACCAUGUCCACCCACACCAAUACAACUGCUCCUGAAACCAUGUCCACCCACACCAAUACAACUGCUCCUGAAACUAUGCCCACCCAUAUCAAUACAACUGUUCCUGAAUUCAGGUUCACACACACCAAUCUAACUGCUCCUGAGAACAUGUCCACCCACACCAAAGCAAUUGUUCCUGAAACCAUGUUUACCCAGACUAAUGCAACUGCUUUUGACACCAUGUCCACCAACACGGAUGCAACUACUCCUGAAACCAUGUUCAUCCUGACUGGAACAACAGCUGCUGAAAGCAUGUCAGCCAACACUGAUAAAAUGGCUCCUGAAAUCAGGUCCACCCACACCAAUACAACAGCUCCUGUAGCCAUGUCAACCCACAUCAAUGCAACUACUCCUGAAAAGAUGUCCACUAACACUGACAUAAUGACUCCUGAAACCAUGUCCAUUCACACCAAUACAACUGUUCCUGAAACCAUGGCCAUCCACACCAAUACAACUGUUCCUCAAACCAUGUCCAUCCACACCAAUACAACUGCUCCUGAAACCAUGUCCAUCCACACCAAUACAACUGUUCCUGAAACCAUGUCCAUCCACAACAAUACAACUGCUCCUGAAACUAUAUUCACCCAGACAAAUACAACAGCUUCUGAAUUCAAGUCCACAUACGCCAAUCAAACUGCUCCUGAAACCAUGUCCACCCAGAACAUUAUAACUAUGUCGACCCACAUAGAUUCAACAGCUCCUGAAAUCAGAUCCAUCCCCACCAAUAUAAUUAUUCCUGAAGCCAUGACCAUCCACAUCAAUACAACUGCUCUGGAAACCAUGUCCAUCCAUAUCAAUACAACUGUUUCUGAAACUAUGUCCAUCCACACCAAUACAACUGCUCCUGAAACCAUGUCCACCCACACCAAUACAACUGCUCCUGAAACCAUGUCCAUCCACACCAAUACAACUGCUCCUGAAACCAUGUCCACCCACACCAAUACAACUGCUCCUGAAACCAUGUCCAUCCACACCAAUACAACUGCUCCUGAAACCAUUUCCACCCACACCAAUACAACUGCUCCUGAAACUAUGCCCACCCAUAUCAAUACAACUGUUCCUGAAUUCAGGUUCACACACACCAAUCUAACUGCUCCUGAAACCAUGUCCACCCACACCAAAGCAAUUGUUCCUGAAACCAUGUUUACCCAGACUAAUGCAACUGCUUUUGACACCAUGUCCACCAACACCAAUGCAACUACUCCUGAAACCAUGUUCAUCCUGACUGGAACAACAGCUCCUGAAAGCAUGUCAGCCAACACUGAUAAAAUGGCUCCUGAAAUCAGGUCCACCCACACCAAUACAACAGCUCCUGUAGCCAUGUCCACCCACAUCAAUGCAACUACUCCUGAAAAGAUGUCCACUAACACUGACAUAAUGACUCCUGAAACCAUGUCCAUUCACACCAAUACAACUGUUCCUGAAACCAUGGCCAUCCACACCAAUACAACUGUUCCUCAAACCAUGUCCAUCCACACCAAUACAACUGCUCCUGAAACCAUGUCCAUCCACACCAAUACAACUGUUCCUGAAACCAUGUCCAUCCACAACAAUACAACUGCUCCUGAAACUAUAUUCACCCAGACAAAUACAACAGCUUCUGAAUUCAAGUCCACAUACGCCAAUCAAACUGCUCCUGAAACCAUGUCCACCCAGAACAUUAUAACUAUGUCGACCCACAUAGAUUCAACAGCUCCUGAAAUCAGAUCCAUCCCCACCAAUAUAAUUAUUCCUGAAGCCAUGACCAUCCACAUCAAUACAACUGCUCUGGAAACCAUGUCCAUCCAUAUCAAUACAACUGUUUCUGAAACCAUGUCCAUCCACACCAAUACAACUGCUCCUGAAACCAUGUCCACCCACACCAAUACAACUGCUCCUGAAACCAUGUCCAUCCACACCAAUACAACUGCUCCUGAAACCAUGUCCACCCACACCAAUACAACUGCUCCUGAAACCAUGUCCAUCCACACCAAUACAACUGCUCCUGAAACCAUUUCCACCCACACCAAUACAACUGCUCCUGAAACUAUGCCCACCCAUAUCAAUACAACUGUUCCUGAAUUCAGGUUCACACACACCAAUCUAACUGCUCCUGAAACCAUGUCCACCCACACCAAAGCAAUUGUUCCUGAAACCAUGUUUACCCAGACUAAUGCAACUGCUUUUGACACCAUGUCCACCAACACCAAUGCAACUACUCCUGAAACCAUGUUCAUCCUGACUGGAACAACAGCUCCUGAAAGCAUAUCAGCCAACACUAAUAAAAUGGCUCCUGAAAUCAGGUCCACCCACACCAAUACAACAGCUCCUGAAGCCAUGUCCACCCACAUCAACGCAACUACUCCUGAAACCAUGUCCACCCACACCAAUACAACUGCUCCUGAAACCAUGUCCAGUCAUACCAGUACAAGUGCUCAGAAAAGCAUGGCUUACGUCACCAAAACAAUUGCUCUUGAGACUUUAAGCACCCUUUCAAAAUCUGCACCCCAUGAAACUGUCAUCACCAACAUCAAUAGAACUGCUCCUGAAAUUAGGGGCACUUCCACCAAUUCAAGUAUUUCAGGCGUUAGCUCUGCCCACACAAAUAUAACAGUUCUUGAACCCAUCACUAAUCACUCAAACAUAACCAGUUCUCAAACUAUUAACAAGACAAAUGCAACCACUUCAGGAACUGCAGUCAAUGAUUCUAUUCCUGACCCCCUUAAAAAUUACACUGAUGUACCUUUGGUUGAGACUAAUGAAAGCAGUACACAAACAAAGUCUCUAGGAACUAUUGUUAAUGAAUCCAAUGUGAACUCUGAAGUGAUGAUGGUCAGUAAUAACGAAUUAGCAAUCCUUGAAACAAAAGAGCCAAAUAUUAGUAUACCGAAGUCAGAAUAUACUGGAAAGACUGCAGAUGUAGCUGCUCCAGAAACAAUAUUCAACCUCAGCAAUACAACCACCUUUGGCCAUAUAGGAAGCAACAUCAGUGUGAAUAUUUCCAUAACCAUGAACGAUACUAUCUAUUCAAAUAUUCUUCAAACUAAAGGCACACAUUUCAACAUAUCCACUUCUGAAUUAAUGGUUAAUGUAUCAGCUUCAAGCCUUGCUGGAACUAGAGGCAUAAACAAUUCUACAGCUGCUCCUGAACAUGUGAGCAUUUAUUCUAAUAUAAUUCCUACUGGAAUUAUGGACAAUGACACUAGCAAAAUGAUUCGUGGAAUUAGAAGCAUCAAGAAAAAUGCAACUACUCCUGAGAUUACAGAUAACGACAGUGACUCGACCAUUCAUGAAACUAAAAUCAUUGACCCUGAUUCAGCAACUCCAGAAACGCUAAACAUUGACUCUAAUAAGUCCACUCCUGAAACUGUGGGUACCACAAUAAGUACAAGUGUUGUCAAGACUAUGCCUGCAAGAACCCAUGUAACCACAGAUGAGAUAGAGAGUAUUAGCACCAGUAGAUUCAAAACUGACACAAUGAUCAACCAGACAAGUACAGUCACUGUUCAGAAUUGGGUCACCGAGACCAGUAUAGCUGCUACGGAAAUUAUCGACACCAAAAUCAAUAUUACCACAUUACCCACUCUAACUAAUGGGACCACUUAUGACAAUAUGAUACCACACAUCAAUUCAGCUGCUCCUGGAACUAUGGCUACUCAGGUCAAUAUAGCUGUUCCUGAAGAUAUGGUCAUCCACACUAAUGCAAUCACACCUGAAACUAUCAAAGCCCAUACCAGUGCAACCAUUCCUAAAGUUAUGGUUUUCCAAACAAAUAUAACCACUCUGGCAACAAUGGUCAAUAACACCAAUACAAUCACUCAAAUAAUGGUCAACAACACAGGUGCAAGCAGUCUUGAAAUUAAAGAGACCAACACAAGUAUAACCAUCCCUGAAAAUACUGAAAAGGUGACCAAUAGCAACAUCAGUGUAGGUGCUCCUGAGACAAUGCCAUCCCAUAUAAGUAGGAAUACUUCUGAAAUUAAGGCUACAUUCAUAAAUACAACUGCCAAUAAAAACAUGGGUGAUGACACAAAAGCUGUUGUUCCUGAUGUUGUAGAGAAUAAUGUCAAAACAACUAUUACUGAGGGUCUGGGCAACCAGAACAAUGAUACUCAUCUACCUGCUGCUGGAAAUGCAGGCAUUGGCAUCAACAUAAUGGUUUGGAUUCCUGGGAACAACCACAGAGACAUCAACACAAAUACAACUAUCCUUGAAGCCAUCAGCAGUGAUAGCAAUAUAACCAUUCUUGAGAACAACUGUACAAAUACCAAUAAUUGCACUUUUGAACCUAAUGGCACAGACUCCAAUACACUCACUCUUGAAACUGAGACAGACACUAAGUCAACCAUUUCCAAGACUGUGAGAAAUGAUUCCAAGUCAACCAACCCAAAAGACUGGAAAGCUGAGAACAAUACAACUGUUCAAAGCCAGGGGCUCAACACAAAUAUUGCUAUGAUAAAAAUAAUGGACAAUGACACCAAUCCAAUUCAAACUGAGCCUCGGAGCACCUACACCAAUGCAACUACCGCUGAGACUCAACUGACCAACAAGGACACAACUGCCCUUGAGGUAGUGGGCUCAAUCAACAAUGCAACAACAGCUGAAACCAUGGGCACCAAGACCAGUGUUGGCAUUACAAUCAGUCUUGAGACAGUGGGGAAUGACACCAGUAAAAUUGCAAAUAAAUUCAUGAACAAUAUCAACAAUAAGACUACAGCUAUAAUUACAGGCAAUGAUAUUGGCUCAGUUGCUCCAGAGACGAUAGGUAAAAGUAGUAAUAUGAACAUUUCUUAUCCUGUGGUUAUCAAUACUAAUGUAACUGUUCCUGAAACUAGGAGUAAUGGCAAUGGUUUACUUGCCCUUGAGACUGUGGACAACUCUAUCACUCUAGAAACUAUUGACAUGGAUUCACCUGCUCAUCUAUCUGGAGUCACCAACAUCACAAUGCUUGCUCCUGAAAGUGCAGUCACCAAUACAACUCCAAAAGAUGCCGGCAUUAAAUUAAUCACAAGUGUGCUUGCAAUUACCAACACUUCUAUCAAUGAGACCCUUUCAACUUUCCUGUGA